Molecule: messenger RNA, 1553 nt
Organism: Spizellomyces punctatus DAOM BR117
Lineage: Eukaryota; Fungi; Chytridiomycota; Chytridiomycetes; Spizellomycetales; Spizellomycetaceae
Exons: 5
Coding region: 12-1382 (456 amino acids)
Molecular function (GO): nucleotide binding
Source: RefSeq, a predicted model, not a curated record
UCCUCCUCAAAAUGACUCCUUUGCUUCAGGCGGGAACUGGAGAAGCAGCAAAUCAAGUCACAGAUAGGUUACCGGUGAAAAUUGCCGUGAUUGGCGCUGGAGAGCGGGGAAAGGUAUACGCGAGCUUUGCACUGCACAACCCAUUGUUAUGCCAAGUCGUAGCGCUUGCGGAACCUGUGAGCCGCCGUCGCGAAGCGUUUCUGCGGAGACACGUGGACAUACCUGCCCAGAAUGUUUUCCUGGAUUGGAAGGAGAUGGUGAAGGUGCCAAAGCUGGCUGACGCAGUCGUCAUAUGUACGCUGGACCAGUUGCACGCCGAAUGCGUAGUUGAAUUUGCCAAGUUGGGAUAUCAUAUCUUGUGCGAGAAGCCAAUGGCCAUCAGUCCCCAAGAGUGUGCUGCAAUGACUCGUGCUGUGGUUCAGGCCAACAUAAUAUUUGCGGUUUGUCAUGUAUUACGCUACAGCCCGUACAACCGUUCCCUGAAGCAACUGCUUGAAGCGAAGGCGUGCGGGGAUGUGAUCAACAUUGUCCACGUCGAACCCGUGGGCUGGUGGCAUUUCGCCCACUCUUACGUUCGUGGAAACUGGCGCUGCGAAGAACAAGCAACGUUUUCUCUGAUGGCGAAGUCCUGUCACGAUCUUGACAUCCUGUGUCAUUAUAUGGGCACCAAUCAUCCCCCACGUCAAGUCCAUAGUUUUGGAAGUCUUUCACAUUUCCGCCGCGAUAAAAAGCCCGCAGCGGCCGGCUUGGCGACUCGAUGCGUCGAUUGUGCAUUUGAAAAGGAUUGUCCUUACUCCGCCCUCAAACUGUACCUCGAUAAGAGCAAGCACGACGAUAGGGGAUGGCCUGCAUCCGUUGUUUGUGGGGGUGGGGAAGUGGAGGUGGACAUGGAGAAUGUUCAUGAAGCAUUGAAAAUUGGUCCUUACGGACGAUGUGUUUAUGAAUCAGAUAACGACGUGUGUGAUCAUCAAGUUGUAAACAUCGAGUUCGAAGGUGGUGCUACUGCGAGCUUCACCAUGGUCGCAUUCAGCGAACUAGUCUGUGAAAGACAAACUAGAAUUCAUGGAUCACGUGGCGCGAUUAUUGGGGAUUCACAAACCAUUCGCUACACAGAUUUUGCAACCGGUAAAACGACGGUAAUAGAUCCAGGGACAGAAACGCAAGGAAUUAAUGGUGGCGGUUCUGGGCAUGGUGGAGGGGAUUAUGGUCUUAUGGCAACGUUCAUUGAGGCUGUGGCGCAAGGAAACGCUUCAUUACUCGGAUGCAGCCCUCAACAAGCCCUGAUGUCCCAUGUGCUUGUAUUUGCUGCUGAAGAAGCGCGAAAGAAACGUGUAGUGAUAGACGUCGAGGAUUAUUUGAGAAGUGAAGCUUGCAUAGACUAGUUGUGCUUUGAUCUAUAAUCGAACCUAAGUAGAUACGGCUUCUAUUGUGCGAGAGACAAUCAAGGACUAGCUUAUUCACUUGCAUGUGAACGUACCGUGUGGGAUUGUACGAAUGUCCUGAAAGCAAUUUUUAUAGACUUCAGCACAGAGGGUCGAGCGUGAUGUCCGAAA